Messenger RNA from Yarrowia lipolytica CLIB122, 1311 nucleotides. RefSeq lists its product as uncharacterized. NCBI's taxonomy places the organism in Eukaryota, Fungi, Ascomycota, Dipodascomycetes, Dipodascales. The record is from RefSeq and is a predicted model, not a curated record.
AUGCUCGCACCAGUUCCCGUGGGAGGCGAAACCCCCAUUCUGCUGCCUAACGAGCUGCUACUGCAAAAGUUCUCGUCAAAGUCGUCCGGAUACCGCCAAUCGAUCAUCCGGCUGCACCAACAGCGUCAGUUGGAGCAGGACAAGCUCAGGCAGGAGAAGGAGCGCCAACGGGAGGAAAAACGGCAGCGAGAACGACACCAACAGGCCAAAAAGAACCCCGGGGGAUCCGAACGCGACCGGUUUGUCGCCUCGCUGAAAAAGGGACUCAAAAAAUGGGCGUCCGAAUCAGUGCCAGAUGCCUCAGGAGCAAGAGAAAUGUCGCUCAGAACAGACACCCCUAGACCAACAACCGCCGGAACCCACCGAGCCUCCAACACCACAACCCCAACUUCCAGCACCAUCCGACCAAUAACUUCUGAUGCUCCUGCCUCCUCCCUAGCAACACACACAAUCACACAAGCAGCUCCACGGUUCAACCUGUCGCUGCUCAAAAACUUACUGCCCACUUAUGCGCCUCCCGAAGCCGCGGUCAGCUAUCUCACCAACGACACCGAGACGGGAUCGGUUUGGAUCACCACUGAACGGCUCAUUUUUGUACCCCAAAAGGCCGGCCACAAGGGCUUCUACGUGCAUAUCGACAACCUCGACUGUAUGAAGGUGGUGUGCAUGGCCGUCUGUGACGUGGAUUACGACUACUGGAGCCACCCGCAACUGUCCAAGAAGCCUUAUUUCUUUGUCGCGUACGAAGGCACCAACUUUCUCACCGUGCCCUUCUCCACCCACGCACGAGCCUCCUCCUUCCUGAAACUGCUGUCAAACAUCAGAUUCGAACACAUGGUAAAGAGCUGUUUGCCUCCUCCUUACAUGUCCUGUGUCGUGUGCUCGAGCGAGUGCAACAUGGAUGCUGAGGCUGACUCUUCUGGAGGAUCUAGUUCGGAGUCGAGCUCCUGCAGAUCGUCCAUUUCCGAGUCCGACCUCGAGCGAAUCGACUCCACAUCGACUACAGCCACCUCGACAAUUUCCUCGACGCCCUGUCUGUGUCACGACGACUGGGUCCAUGAGGACAAUGUGCUCCCGACGUAUCAGGACAGCGAGCAUGCUCUGAAGCUUUACCUUAUCAAGAGAGGUCUAUUGCAGCCCGAAGAGCAUUUUGAGCGAGGUACGCAUGCGCAGGCCAGCAACAUUCUUGCCCAGGCGAACGCUCCUCCUUCGAAUGAGAUGGAUGCGGCGACUGAGCGGGAUGUCCAGAGGAGAGUUGGGCCUCCGGUUCACGCGGUAGGGGAUGUGAGUUAUCCGUUGGUGUGGUUCUAA